CCUUCGACAGAGUCAAACCAAGACGGGAGACAUUCGCAAUCGAAGACGUCGUCAUCAUGCCAAUUAAAUACAGAGCGAACAAAAGGCAACUCAGGUGGUGGCCGAAGUACUCAACGCAAGCAAAGAGAGGUGUUCUUGGUUGGUGAUUCCAUCCUAAAGAACUUGCAAGGGAGGAAAAUGUCAAGUAGUGCUAAGGUCAAGAUUUCCUCUUUUCCGGGAUGUUCGACUCAGGACAUGAGAGAUCACAUUAGACCUAUUUUACGGAAAAACCCAGACGAAAUUGUACUUCACGUUGGUACCAAUAGUCUUCGCUCAUCCACAUCCGCGCGCGAAUGUGCUGAGGAGAUCGUUAAUUUAGCCCACAUGAUAUGCGACGAAUCUUCGGCUAAAUUGUCGAUUUCUAGCCUUGUGUCUAGAGCAGACGAGGAGGCCCUUGGUGUCAAAGUCUCUGGUGUAAACAAGAUACUAAGGAAAUUCUGUAAUCAAAAU
This is a messenger RNA of Porites lobata, 489 nucleotides long. The record is from the annotation of a GenBank genome assembly. NCBI's taxonomy places the organism in Eukaryota, Metazoa, Cnidaria, Anthozoa, Scleractinia, Poritidae.